Molecule: messenger RNA, 2851 nt
Organism: Daphnia pulicaria
Lineage: Eukaryota; Metazoa; Arthropoda; Branchiopoda; Diplostraca; Daphniidae
Product: solute carrier family 4 member 11-like
Exons: 15
Coding region: 50-2668 (872 amino acids)
Biological process (GO): monoatomic ion homeostasis; monoatomic anion transport; transmembrane transport
Cellular component (GO): plasma membrane; basolateral plasma membrane
Molecular function (GO): solute:inorganic anion antiporter activity
Source: RefSeq, a predicted model, not a curated record
CUUAAUAUCAUCUGCUACUUUUUUACUCCUGGGACGAACGAUUCCCACGAUGAAGGACGUGAUCAAAGAAAAUUUGGAGGGAAUCGGAUGUGAUGAAGAACAAGACAAGACCAACAGUCGACCUUUGCAAACGGACUGGUCCAGUAUGAACACGAUGGGACUCCCCGGCGUCGUCGAAGCGUCCUUCCGCGACCCGCUAUCCGACCAAAAGCUCCGGCUGAGAAGCAACUGUCCAUUGGUCGAAGCUUCAAAUUCAAUUUGGAAUUUUCAAGAAAAUGAAUGGCGACUCACUUUCGUCGACGGUGAGGAGACUAGUCUACUGUAUUCCAAACAUGAAAAAAUUGCUCUACAGGAUUUCGAUGGCGAAGUGAGACCGGCCAUUGACGUCGAGCAAUUUCUUGAUCAGGAUUGUGUCCUUUUGCUGGAUGAAGAUGUUGCAGUGUCACAGAAUUAUUCGUCACCAGCUGAAUUGGUGGAUCUGUUGUUGGGUAGAAUGGAAUUGUCUGCAGCUGUUGCCGAAGAAGCCAAAACCAUCCUUUUCACGAAUGACUCUGUUCCAACAUUGAGAAGAACCAUUCAGGCAAUCUACAGCUCAAAAGACAAGAGCAAAGGAGAAUUUGAAUAUGACGAGUCAUGGGUCUGCACAGUGGCUGAUGUUCCAUCACUGAUGAAGCGUCACACUGCCAUCAUAAGAUUGAAACAACCAACCAACAUGGGUGACACUUGCCAUGAUGUCCAGCUGUUUGUUCUUAUUCUCUGCCCUGUUAAAGAGAAAAGCACUAAAAAUGGACUGGAGACCGGUCGCACGUUUGCCACUCUGUUGGCAGACGCGAACCUACGCCGUCAGCUGCUGGAAGUUACUACCGAGAAGGAAUUCAAGCGGCUUAUGUUGAAACGCACCCAAGAAUUGAUAGACGAACAACGUCAGAGUCGUGCAGCCGUUCCCAUCAAACUAGACAACGACGUCCAAUCAAAACCCAAAAGCGUAGAGACGAAGAAAAAUAUUUGGAAAUUUGGCCAGUUUGGGCAAGGCAUUCGCGAAGAUCUCUGCCGACGUCUUCCCCAUUACAUUUCCGACUACGUUGAUGGCGUCGUGGGCAAAAAGACGCCGCAAAAGGUUCUGUCGACGACCUUUUUCCUUUACUUUGCCUGUCUCCUUCCAGCCAUCGCUUUUGGGGUCCUCAACGAUCACAACACUCACGGCAAAAUCGGCGUCAAGAAGGUAAUAAUGGGGCAAACGAUCGGCGGUCUCUUUUUCGCCAUUUUUGGCGGCCAACCGCUUUUGAUUCUUCUAACAACCGCCCCACUGGCGCUCUACAUAAAAGUCAUUUCGAGCAUCUGCGACGAUUUUCAAUUGGAUUUCUUCGCCAUGUACGGAUGUGUCGGCCUCUGGUGCGCCUUUUUCCUUUUGAUCUUUUCGCUGUUUAACGUCUCGCGGCUGAUGCACUGGUGCACCCGGUCCACCGAGGAAAUUUUUGGCCUUUUCAUCUCGGUCGCCUUUUGUGUCGACGCUUGUCGUGACACGGCCAAAAACUUUCAAAAAAAUUUCUACUCAUCCCAAUGUCAAGGGGAAAAUGUCAUCACAAACAUCACCAACAGCCUUAGCUCAUCCUUGACGUUUUAUUCGUGGAAUGACACGAGGGCCAAUGACUCUGCCGAGGCUAUUACUUAUCCUAAUGAGGAGCCAAUGGGAGUCGAGUGCAACCAGGCGAGUUCGGUGCUUUUCCUUCUGUUGAUGCUGGGAACCGUCUGGCUGGGCGUUUCCAUCUUCAACUUUAAGAAAACGCCGUUUUUGUCGACUGGAAAACGGGAAAUCCUGGCAGAUUACGCAUUGCCCAUCGCCGUCGUCACGAUGAGUUUCGUCGGCUCAUUUUUCUUUCGAGAAGUUAAAGCUGAGCCAUUCCGCUAUGAUGACAGUGAAAAUGUUUUCACUGUGACGCCCCUGGAGCGACUUCCUGGACUGGCCAUUGCCGGGGCAAUGGGAUUAGGUUUCGCCUUGUCGCUUCUCAUUUUGAUGGACCAAAAUAUUUCGUCAGCCAUGGUCAACACGCCACUCAACAAUUUGAAAAAAGGACCGGCAUACCAUUGGGAUCUAUUUGUCAUGGCCAUUCUAACGGCCGCCUUAUCGGCUGUUGGCUUGCCGUGGAUGCACGCCCUUGUUCCGCAUUCGCCGCUUCACGCCCGCGCGCUGGCUGAUGUCGAGGAACGAGUCCAUCAAGGCCACGUCUAUCAAAUAAUUGUGCGAGUGCGUGAGACUCGACUGACAGUCCUUUUCUCCCACAUCCUCAUUGGCCUGUCGAUCAUGUUGUUGCCUUAUCCGUUGGCCUACAUUCCGCCGGCCGUCCUCAACGGCCUUUUCCUUUACGUGGCCGUUACUGGACUCGGUGGCAAUCAAAUGUUUGAGCGCAUCUCUCUCUUUUUCACAGAGCAAUCCGCUUAUCCUCCCAAUCACUACAUCCGCCGAGUUCCCCAGCGCAAAAUCCACCAAUUCACUGGAUGCCAAUUGGCCCAGCUGAUGCUCAUGUGUCUCUUUGGGUUUGUUCCGUGGCCUUACAUGAAGAUGAUUUUCCCUGUCAUUCUCCUUUCACUUCUCCCUAUUCGUCACUUGAUUGUCCCUCGUGUAGUUGAGGAUCGUUUUCUUAAGGCCCUGGAUAGUAGCGAACAUUAAAUUUUCCAGUUCCUUCUUCCGUACUUGACAUCGUGGGAGAUUUCAUUUUUGACACAUUAUACUUAUUGUUUAGUCUUUUGAGUUUUGGCCAUCUAACAUGAAUUAAAAUUUCGGUUUCAUGGAAUUGAACCGUUUUGUAUUGUUGUCAACUCGUCCCAGAAAUAAAUUUGAAUGUUAAAAGUA